AUGGCUUCCAACCCCUUAAGGCCCCGUAGCCAAGCCUCACCCUCGCCUGCUCCCCCCUCCUCCUCCGCCUCCGCCUCGUCAUCAUCAUCUCCACACCGCCACCUGUCCCUCUCGCCUUCAACGCCUGUUGUAAUCAGUCGAAAUAAGACGCCAAAAUGUUUAAAAAUGAAGCCCUUAGAGUUCAUACUUCAAUCCAAGUCGAUGUUCCUCUCUCCUGGUCCCAGCAGAGCAGUCACACAGCCUCAUCAACGAGUGCGUCUUUCUUUCAGUCAUUACGCUUCCUCUCCUGUUUCCCACCCAAGAGCCUCAAACUUGAGCAAACUUCCUUCGAACACCGGCAAGACGAGGCCCCAGGACGACCCCAGGACGACCCCAGAGGAGCCCACACCCCGCCUGCCCAAACCACGACCCCCAGCACCCCCCACCACCGCCACCACCACCAGCCCCACCCAAGUCCGUCCGUCAGACCGUCGUCCCUUCCCUGCCGAGCUCCCACCCCUGGUCCCAGCCUCCCUGCCCCAGCCGUGCCCUCGCCACCAUGGCCACUAA
Messenger RNA from Scylla paramamosain (green mud crab), 549 nucleotides. RefSeq lists its product as uncharacterized. The transcript is spliced from 3 exons. The record is from RefSeq and is a predicted model, not a curated record. Bases 1 to 549 code for a protein of 182 amino acids. Lineage: Eukaryota; Metazoa; Arthropoda; Malacostraca; Decapoda; Portunidae.